UUCGCAAAGGACUUCAGCGAUCUACUUUUGCAGUCGCCUCGGACUGUCCAUGUGUUUACUUGCCCCAGCCCGAGGACUCGAUGUCUAGGCUCCUGUGAAAUGCAACUGAGCAGCCAAAGUACUUUGAGAACACGGGGCGGCAUAAACACCAAAACUUUUUUGUGGAAGGAAAAUGCAAUAAGCAAGCUCGCCGUUUUCCGAUGCGGCGUGGAGUGAGUGUGUGUCGCGCGUGUCCGCACUGGAGGCACACGCUUGUGUGUGUACAUGGGGUGUGUUUUUCGGUACGUAGGGAGAAAAUGCUUGCCAACCACCGGAAACCUCCUGGAAUUUAUUAGAAAAUAAUGGAUUAUUAAAAGGAGGCAGGCGAGGAGCGGAUCUCCCCUUGAGUUGCAAGCCGAUCUGCUGCCGGCUCAGUUUGUUGGGAUUCUAUUUGUUGAUAGGUGUCUGAUGGUAUUCCGAUAACACCCCCUCUUUCCUCAGUUUUUUUUUUUUAAGGAAACAACAACAAAAACCACCCCAAAAUUUCUCCCCCUUUUUUUUCGCCCCGUGGGGAUCGCUGUUUUCAUCCAUGUGCUUGCGUCUCCCCCGCGUUCCACUUAAACUAUUUUAAUCCUUGGACCCAAGGAGGAGGCUGAUAGGGGGGUGGAUUAAAAAAAAAAGUUCUUCCAAAAUAGUGUGCCCCGGGAGCAGGAUGGGGGAUUUCGCAGCCCCCGCUGCUGCCGCGAAUGGUAGUAGUAUCUGCAUCAACAGCAGCCUGAGCAGCAACCUCGGCGGGGCCGGGAUCGGCGUGAAUACUCCCAAUAGCACUCCGGCUGCUCCGAGUGGCAAUCACCCCGCUGCCGGCGGCUGCGGCGGCUCCGGGGGCCCCGGCGGCGGCUCGGUGGCCGUCCCCAAGCACAGCACGGUGGUCGAGCGGCUCCGGCAGCGUAUCGAGGGCUGCCGGCGGCACCACGUCAACUGCGAGAACAGGUAUCAGCAAGCUCAGGUGGAGCAGCUGGAGCUGGAGCGCCGGGACACCGUGAGCCUUUACCAGCGGACCCUGGAGCAGAGGGCCAAGAAAUCGGGCGCCGGCACCGGCAAGCAACAGCACCCGAGCAAAGCCCAGCAAGAUGCGGAGGCUGCCUCGGCGGAGCAGAGGAACCACACGCUGAUCAUGGCUUUCUGAGACUGGCCUUGAAGUCCUGAUGUAGUAAAGAAUGACCUGGAACUCCUGACCUUCCAGUUUCCCAAGUGCUAAGAUUACAAGAUUUAUGGGGUGCUGAGGAUGGAGCACAGAGACUCAGGCAAGAAUUCUGCAGUUGAGCUGCACCCCCAGAUUCUGAGGAAAGACUUUCAUGGGUCUUUCCCAGGCUUGGGAGAGCUUUCCUGAUAGAUGUUGUUACUCCCUUUCGAGUUAAAAGAGACUUGGAAAUGGCUGAGUGCUCUGCUCUCCCAGCCACUCUCCCAGGCUGACCUGGUCAGUGUUACUGAAGGAAGUCACACUGCUGUAUUAGGAAUUGGGAGCUGCCUUCAAAAUCUGCUACAUCUGCACAUAAGUCAGCUUGAGAGUUCUCUGGAUGUAUCUGAGAGCCAUUCAAGAGAGAGUGUCUCAGAGGUUGCAUUAGCACAGUGUCUACUUCAGCUCUACAGGAACUGACUUCCUGGUGCUGACCCGAGCACAAUAGAGCACAUGGUAUAGGGGUCAAGACACUUGCUCCAGGCUGGGUGUGGUGGAGCACACCUUUAAUCCCAGCACUCGGGAGGCAGAGGCAGAGUCAGGUGGAUCUCUGUGAG
Cricetulus griseus (Chinese hamster) is the source of this 1773-nucleotide messenger RNA. The record is from RefSeq and is a predicted model, not a curated record. NCBI's taxonomy places the organism in Eukaryota, Metazoa, Chordata, Mammalia, Rodentia, Cricetidae.